This is a messenger RNA of Owenia fusiformis, 1390 nucleotides long. The record is from the annotation of a GenBank genome assembly. NCBI's taxonomy places the organism in Eukaryota, Metazoa, Annelida, Polychaeta, Sabellida, Oweniidae.
CAUGACCACAGUUGUUAACAAUUAUAAUUUCGAAUGCUCUAUUCGGUAAUGCUAUUUGAGUUUACGCAAUUGUAGGAACUGACUUGUGGCCUUGGUAAAAUGUCAACAGAAAAGAAAACUGUGAAGGAUUUUAAAAUCGAAGGAAAUAUCUUGGCACCGUUCACACCAUUCAAAGAAAACGGCGAUGUUGACUUGGAAAUUAUACCGAAGUACGUGGAUCUCAUUCUCAAAUAUAACAUCCCAAAUGUCUUUGUACUUGGCACUACUGGUGAAGGUGCGACCCUUACUGUUGAAGAGAGGAAGCAAGUUACAGAAGCCUGGGCUAGAGCUGUAGAUAAUAAACCAUUAACCAUCAUUGCCCAUGUGGGAGGGGCCAACCUUAGAGAAUCAAUGGACCUCGCGUCCCACGCAGAGACCGUUGAUGGUGUACAAGCAAUAGCUGCAACGGGGAGUGUGUAUUACAAGCCAAAGACAGAAGAUGUGGAAGUUGACUACAUCAAGCAGAUUGCAGCUGAAGCGCCAAGUCUCCCAUUCUUCUAUUACGAUAUUGACUUCAUGACUGGGAUUAAACUAAAUGUAUCAAGUUUGGCCCAGCUUGCUACCAAGGUGAUCCCUACAUUCAGAGGCAUAAAGCAUUCGUCUAAAAGUAUAGCUAGCAUGGUGAAUUGUAGUAUGAUAGGUGGCGUCCAAGUCAUCAAUGGUGCGGUUGACCAAUAUCUCGCGGCUCUGACGUGUGGUAUGGAAUGGCCUGUGUUGGGAGUACCGUGUACAGCACCGAUAGCUACCAAAAUCAAAGAAGCUUACGAUCAAGGGGAUAUGAAGACAGCCAGAGAACAACAAGAGUAUUUACAAAGGUUAUAUAACCUGAGAGAUAGUGUUGGUGGUGGGAAUGGCGUCCUAAGAGCAAUAGUGAAACUAAUAGAUGGAAUUGACUUUGGGAGAUCCAGAUGCCCUAUACCCUACCCUACCCAGGAUAACAUUGACACAUUGAAGCAAGGGCUUAUUGAUCUAGAGUUUUUGUAGACGUCGAUAGUUCUCAUCUAACGUUGUAGAAGUCAUCCAGUACGUAAAACGAAGCAAGCAGGCUGUAAUAUCAAGGACAGUUGCAGAUGAGCUAAUUAGUAAAUUAGUUCUUAUAUUAAUUAGUGUGAUCAUAGAGCCAAGCAUUCCUGAUCAAGUAGCCAAUGUCAUAUAGGGCUACUUUAAAAAAAUGCUUUUGGAGAUACAUGUAGAACCUUUUGCAUCUGUAACGCAAUGAUCGGUUCAUUUGAUGGAGAUAAAACUUUUUAUUACCCUGGAAUACAGGGCAAGGCAAUGAGAUGAAGCAAGCCACACCAUUGGGAAGGAUAUCUAUCCAGAUCAAACAUGAUGAAUCCUUAUAACUUAUUUA